UUAGAGGCCUUGAUUGCACGCACCGUCCUCCGCGCGGUCAACAAUGCACCGAAAAAUGCGUGCAAGAGACCAAGCGGUCGGAGUUUGACAGUUGAAAUAUGGGCUGAACUCUGAAACAAACAAACAAACAAACAAACAAACAAACAAAGAAACCCCCGUGAGAUUUCAUACUGCGGACACACACAGUGACUUGUUUCGAAAUGAGUAAGAGGAAAGGCAAAGAUAUCAGUGAUGUGACAUCUGUCAAGUACCGGCGAGUGGCAGCUGUGGGAGCCAAAGACGUACCAGAUGACACAAACCAUCAGGGGCCAUCUCCCGGCAGCUCAACUGACUCGACCACGGGAGACACUGGCCUCAUUGAAAGCAUCACUCUCAAGAAUUUCAUGUGUCACCACUUGCUCAGCCCCUUCCAGUUAGGGCCGAAUGUGAAUUUCAUUGUCGGCAACAAUGGAAGUGGAAAAAGUGCCAUCCUGACUGCUUUGAUUGUAGGCCUGGGUGGAAAGGCCACUGUCACCAACAGAGGAGUGUCGCUGAGGGAUUUUGUGAAGGAUGGUGAAAAUACUGCAGAUAUAACAGUAAAACUGAGAAACAGAGGACCAGAUGCUUAUAAAAGGGACGUCUACGGCGACUGCAUCUCCAUUGAGCAUCGCAUCUCAAGUGAUGGAUGUCGGACCUGCAGGCUGAAGAGCAAAUCAGGACAAUUUAUUUCAAACAAGAAGGAGGAACUGACCACCAUUUUGGAUCACUUCAACAUCCAGGUACCUAUUGUCGAAGUGGAAGAAGUUACUUUUUUCUCUGCAGCUUUCUUACUACUGCUGGAUAACCCAGUCUCCAUUCUCAACCAAGAAAUGAGUAAACAGUUCCUGCAUUCAAAAAGUGAAUCAGACAAGUAUAAGUUCUUCAUGAAAGCAACUCUGCUGGAACAGAUGAAGAGGGAUUACAUCCAUAUCAAGCACACUAAAACAGUCACACGACAGCAGGUUGAGAGACAAGAGGAGUGUCUUAUGGACCUGAAGCAAGAGUUUCUACAAAGGAAAGAGAGGUAUGAAAACCUAUCGUCCUUCAGUGAGAUGAAGGAGGUUUUGGAGAAUCUGAAGAAAGCAAUGGCAUGGUGUUUGGUCAGAGACAAGGAGCAGUUGCUUCAACAGUUGAAGGAAGACAUUGAAAAGGAAGAGAAUGAUUGCAAACAUCAGGACAACCUUCAGCUCUGUCAGACUAAGCUCAUACAAGUAGAGAAGAAGCUUCAGUUCAUCAAAAGCAGAGUUGACAGUCUGAGAGAGGAGAAGGAGUCUAUAACAGAGGACAAUCUCAAGUUGAAAGAGCAAAUGAAGGUUAUUAGCAAAGCUCACAAGGAACAGGAGCUUGUUUAUUUUCGGGCUGUGAACAAACUAAAACAGUCAGAGCAGGAGCAAAAUCUACUUCGGGAGAAAAUUAACAAGGCAAAAACAAGUGUCAGCCUGAACAGUGAUGGAGAGACAGAAUAUACAAAAGGACAGAAGACCUUAUCCAAUGUGAAAGAGCAGCUUGCAGAGCUUGAGAACAAGUGUUUACAGUUGAAUCAAGAGAUCAAGAAUAAACAUCAGACGCUUUUCAAAGGAAAGGAAGAGCAGGAAAAGCUGAGACUGGAGGAAAGGAAUAUCCAGGUCUCGUACGAGUCCAAACUGAAGAAGAAGAAUCAGCUUCUCGCUAGUCGGUCGAACAAACUGCAGCGGUUUGGCGAUCAUGUACCCGACCUGCUGUGUUCAAUUACUGAGGCUAAUGCUUCAGGACGCUUUCUCAAGAAACCUAUUGGCCCAAUAGGGGCGUGUAUCGGUUUGAAGGAUCCCACCUUAGCCGUAGCUGUGGAGUGCUGUCUGCGAAGCUUCAUGAAAGCGUUCUGCUGUGACAACUACAAGGACGAGGCAGUCCUUCAGGAGCUGAUGUCUCGCUAUUAUCCAAAAGGCCACAGGCCGCAGAUCAUCGUCAGCCCUUUCUCUGAAAAAGUUUACAAUAUACAUGGACGGAAAGCAUGUCAUCCAGAAUACCCAUCUGUGCUGGACAUAAUCACAGGAGCAAGCCCGGUCGUCAUCAACUGCCUGAUUGAUAUGAGAGGGAUUGAAUCAGUUCUAAUAAUCAGAGAGAAAGACGAAGCGAGGAGGGUCAUGCAGCAAGGCCGGCCACCUAAAAACUGCCGUGAGGCCUUCACUGCAGAGGGAGAUCAGGUGUUUCCAAACCGUUAUUACACCUCUGACUUCAGCAUGGCCAAAUAUCUUGGCGGGGACCUUGAAACUGAAAUAAGUAUGUUGGCGUCAGACCUGGAGAAUCACCAGGCUCAGCUGUCCAGGUUUCAUCUCCACGUGACCUCUGUGACUGAGGACAUCAUGAGCAUGGAGAACAGUCUGAACAGCACCAUCAUGACCCUGAAGAAAACUCUGGUCUCUGUGAAUCAAGUCAGGGCAACAAUAACUGAGCUGGAGACCGCUGGUGAGGAGCAAAUCGAUGACAUCAGCUCCUUGGAAGAAGUUGCCCAAGAGAACCAACAGAAAAUCAAGGAAGAAACGCAGACCGUUCAUAAAGCAAAGAAAAAACUCGACAAGCACCAGAAAAUGGCAGAAGACACAGAAUGCAAGUACUCAUCUGUUAGAGAACGGAUUGACCAGCUUUCUGAGGAAAUGGAGCUGUUGAAGGAUGAGCAGCUGAAACUGGAGGCAGAGUUCGCGAGACGUGAACGAAACCUCUGUAUUUUAGAAAACAAACUGAAGUCUCAUGAAGACAACAUCCUAGCUAUGAAAGGUGACCUUGCCCAAAGAGAAGAAGAGUUACAGGAACAUGUGGCCAAAGCCUCAAAGAUCAGUCCUGAACGGCAGCAGGUGACCGGCAGCACCAAGAGCAUCGACACAGAAAUCACUGGGCUGACGAGGAAGAUCGAGGCGUACGAGAGCAGCCACGGCGAGCAGCAGCAGGUGGUCAGGGAGUACGCUGAGGCCCUCACUCUCUACAGAGAGAAAACCAACCAAGUCAGAGACCUGCGGAGGUUCAUCGAUCAACUCGAUCACAUCAUGUCAGACAGGCAGAGCAGAUACAAAAUAAUGCGUAGGUCUCUCUCUGUCAGAUGCAAGUUAUAUUUCAACAACUUCCUGAUAAAGAUGAACUGCUGUGGCUCAAUGAUUUUUGAUCACAACAACGAGACACUGUCAAUCUCGGUAAAACCCCCGGGCAGGGAGGAUGAUGGUGUGAGUGACAUGAGGUCGCUGUCUGGCGGUGAACGCUCCUUCUCCACUGUUUGCUUCAUGCUCUCCCUGUGGGAGAUCACCGAAUCCCCCUUCAGAUGCCUCGAUGAGUUUGAUGUCUACAUGGAUAUGCACAAUCGGAGAAUUUCUCUGGAUCUCCUCCUGGAGCUGUCAGAGCGGCAGCACCUCCGACAGUUUAUCUUCCUUACCCCCCUGACCACCAGUAGUCUACCCAGAACCAGGCUCAUCAAAAUCCACCAGCUUCAAGAUCCAGAAGGAAACCGGAGUGAAACGGGGAGGAAGAUGUUUGAAAUGAGCUCCAGUGACUGAAACAUGAACAGUGACGGAUGUAUGUGAAGAAUGUAUAUUUCAGUAUUACUGUAUGUGUCUGGGAGUCGCUGCAUGUAAAUGUCUUUCCACUUGUGUGUUUGCGGGGGUAAAUUCACGAGUAAACUAUAAGACCAUCUUGUGUUGGGAUCACACCAGCUGCGAUGCCGACCCAUGAGUACUCUGUAGUGAUUGCUACAUUAUUACAUGAGCAGUCCGUAGUCAUGGGUCAGAUCGCAUCCAUCUUCUAACGCAGCCUUCAUUUUGAUCUCGACUACACACCUGUAAAGUUUCAUGACGGUACCCCGCACAGUCGUGACGCUAUUGUGGAGACAAAAUCUUUCCACAGACAGACAGACAGAAAUAUCAGACCCUGCCAAAGUGUUCAAAACCGCCUCCGUGGCAGUUCCCGCUACAGUGGGUGUCUCCAGGACCACAUUUUGCCAUGAUCACACACACAGACUCGCAAGGUGAAAACAAUACCAGCCCCGCUGUUGCGGCCGACAAUGAUGUAUGUGAACUUAUCCCAUUAACGUUUUAUUGUUGUUUUUGCUCUGCCCAGGAAGACCGGGGACUUUUAGGGAUGAGAGUGUUGAGUAGUUUUUCAGUUAAACCUUUUCUGUUCCGCUUGGGUGUAAACAGCAUUAGUGCCUCUGGGGCACUAAUGCUAGCCUGGACUCUGAUUUUUGGUAUUAAUAUUCCGAAUAUUUAUUAUCUGCACAGGGUUACGGGGGUUGGAAAAAAAGCAAAAAAAGACGUUCCUAUGGAGUCAUAUAACUAACUUUGAGAUCUCUGCUAAGUGAACUAGUAAUGGUGAGCAAUGCAGACGUCCAGAACAACACAGGACAUUGUAUGUUAUGUGUUAAAGGUCACACACUGUAUAACUUGAAAUCUUAAGUGUGCUUGUCCUCACUAGGCAAUGACUGUUGUCAUUUUAACUCUUGUGUUUUUAUGAAAUUUUGUAGGCAAUACGGCUCUGAGUAAUGAUGACGUAGUUAAUCACUGGAGUUAUUUUAUAUUUCUUUUUCUCUUAAUUUUAGGGUUGAAUGUGUUUGUUGACAGUUUUAGUUGAUGAUAUUAACUUUUUACUUGUAAUGUUUUUCAUAAAACGUUAACAGUAUCUUUAAAAAUGGUACACCGAAAAUGUUUUUUUAAACUUUACUGUUUGUUUUUGUUUUUUUACCUCAGCAGUCUGGUACCAAAAGACUUGAACACUCAGUGAACCCAGGACUCUACUGAACGUGUCAGUGUUAAUAUUUUUUACAAGAGGCAACGUUUGCUCCUGUUCACUGUUUGAAGUUAAUUAUAUUUGGGAUCUAUGGCACCAACACUGUGCACAACUGCUCUCCAGUUCUCUCCCCUGUUAAAAAAAAAACGCUCAUUGUUUCUCAUCCAGCAGCUGUUAACUGUCAUUUCUGUGAGAACCUGUAACCACUGUUACAAAACAAAUACAUACAUUUUAAGUAAAACCUUAACAACUUUUGUAUGGAUCAUACGUUUCAUACACACAGGACUAUUCAUUCAUGCAUUUCAUUUGUCCAUCCAUACACAGCAACAUAUAUUCAGCACAGUCUUAAAGUAAAAGGCACGACUGGUAUUCAUUUCUUUCUUUCCAUUAACUGCACCUGUCAGAUUGUGUCUUUUGAAAAAGCCUGUUGAUGGUUUAUUAAUUUUAAUCACUACAGAAUUAAGUUUGGGUGCAACACAUGCCACAUGUAUAAAAGAAUACAGUCACUUGUAUUAUGAUUUUUCAUCUUUGAUAUAAACAUUUACCAGACAAAGAAUCUGACAUGAGGACUGGACUGAAAUGAGUAAAUAAUAUAGACAUUAAUAAUGUGAUGGUUGGUUUCUGUUAUG
Messenger RNA from Xiphias gladius (swordfish), 5393 nucleotides. It is a transcript of the gene smc6, whose product is annotated as structural maintenance of chromosomes 6. Bases 201 to 3539 code for a protein of 1112 amino acids. Gene Ontology annotation, cellular component: site of double-strand break; nucleus; Smc5-Smc6 complex. Gene Ontology annotation, biological process: double-strand break repair via homologous recombination. The record is from RefSeq and is a predicted model, not a curated record. The transcript is spliced from 27 exons. Lineage: Eukaryota; Metazoa; Chordata; Actinopteri; Istiophoriformes; Xiphiidae. Gene Ontology annotation, molecular function: damaged DNA binding; single-stranded DNA binding.